Messenger RNA from Necator americanus (New World hookworm), 1356 nucleotides. RefSeq lists its product as uncharacterized. The transcript has 13 exons. The coding region runs from base 1 to 1356 and encodes 451 amino acids. The record is from RefSeq and is a predicted model, not a curated record. NCBI's taxonomy places the organism in Eukaryota, Metazoa, Nematoda, Chromadorea, Rhabditida, Ancylostomatidae.
AUGUUCAUAUCAGUACUUUUCAUUCGUGGAUUUCGUUCAGGAAGGUUCAUUUUUCUAAGCUGCUGGUCAUGGUUGAGAAGGUUCUUUUGGAGGAAAGAAAUCAAGAAAGAGAAGAAGGAAACGUUGAAAGUGCGCUCAACAGUUCAAUCUGUGUACAUGACAGAGGAUAUGACUGCUCCUAUUACUGCAACCUCCACUACAUCGGAAACACAGUUCGACACGGGACCUAUUGUCGCUGGUACUCCUGAGAAGAAAAAAAGGUUGGAAGGGAAAAUUUCACCGAGGAAGGGAGCAAGAUCACCAAAGCUAGGCAAAAAAGUGCUUGGACAGAAAGGAGAGAAGAAAGAUCCUAAAAAGGAUGCAACAACAGAGGCCAAAUCCACGACUCGGACAAAAGGAGCACAAGACACUGUGGAAGUUGAGCCGACAAUUUUAAAGCGACAAGAUAAAGUCUCUCAACAAGUCUCACCAAAAAAAACUCGUCAAAAAACAAAACUAAAAAGUCGACCAAUGGCCGAACACUCGUUAAUAGAACUUGCUGCAAAGGUGAAGAAACGAAAGGAGCCGAAAUCACGACCGUCAGAUAAACCGAAAAGCGUUGAUGAAGACCCAUUUCCACGCCCACAACCGGGAAAGAAAGGCAAGAAGAAGCGCACAAAGCUACCGAAGACCGAGGAAUUCGUUCCAAAAAUAGAUUCCGCUUGGUUGUUGCCUGAGGCGAACAUGUUUGGAUCCGGAGAAAAAUCUGUAGAGCUUGCACUACAACCAACUGCGAACACUUUACCGUAUACAGGAUUACCAAUAGUUCGUGGAAAUAACAAUAAUAACGGUGUGAUCAUUAUGGACGGACAACCGUUUUGGGUCACCAACAUUCCACCGGAUGACACUGACGAUGAACUCGUAAUGAAUGCUGCUGUUCUAAUAGAUGUGCUAGAGAAUCGCUUGAAAUUAGUGCCAAUGCCAGAUAUUGAGAUAGUACUGGACCCUAUGGAAGAAACAACAGCGCUAGCAGCUCGGGACAGUUCAUGCUACACUAAAGAAGUUAUUUUUGGCAACACGGUCCGCAGUAUGGUGAAUUUGAACGAAUUGUCAGUACGUACACUUUCGCUUAAAGGACGCAAAAAAUCCGUUGCCCAGGUAUAUCCAGACGACCUAAAACAGCUGGUUAUGCAAGAACCUACAGUUAUGAAUACGUACAAUCGAAAAACGUACAACCGUUCACAAACGACUCCUUUCACGAAAUCACCAAAACCACCCACAACACCUCCUUCGUGUACAGACGGACUAGAAGUAGCCGUACCUGUACCGAAAGGUCAAACUCACCCAAUACAAAUAUCGUCUGCUUUGAAGAAAUAA